Pecten maximus is the source of this 2463-nucleotide messenger RNA. RefSeq lists its product as uncharacterized. The coding region runs from base 82 to 2463 and encodes 793 amino acids. The record is from RefSeq and is a predicted model, not a curated record. NCBI's taxonomy places the organism in Eukaryota, Metazoa, Mollusca, Bivalvia, Pectinida, Pectinidae. The transcript has 18 exons.
GAAGUUUUAAUGUACACAGAAAGUGAUGCAGUGAACCUUAUCGACCUGAAUGUCUUAGUAAUAGUUGUUUAGAGGAGCGGUAUGGAGCUCGUCCUUCUCUGUAUCGCUGGUCUCUUCACGGUGAAAGCCUCUGAAGUAAAAACGGAGUUCCAGAGUAUAGCUAAAACAAGAGAUGGUGCCAGGGAAUUUUGUCAAAGAACAUAUUAUCAAGGGUCUCUUGCCCCAAUGCAGGACAUUGUCAAUACCAGGCAAGAGUCUAUCCAGGUGUGGGACGGGAACACGUACCAACUCUCCCCUCUCAUAACGAUAAUAGGAUGUACAAACGACACUGGCGUUAAUCGACAUAAGAUACCUGAAAGGUUACAUUGGUCAGACGCAGCAGCACAAUGCCAGGCUCAGUGUAAUACAACUACGCUUGCUAUCAGGGGUCCAGAUUGUCAUUGUUUGGACGAAUCGCGCACACUGACAAAUGAUAGAGACUGCUUACCGAUGAUAAAAAGAUCGCCAACCCAGAACAGUAAAAACACAGACGCAAAGACUGUGUUUAAGAGAGUGAGUCUGGGAAUAAGCUACCCUCCAACUGGCAGGUGCCUUGCUGUGAACGGUUCCGGUGCCUGCAACUACGAGUUUAGGAUAUGUCAGGAUUCGCUACUUAUGGCGUGUAAAGAGGGAACUAGCGUUAACACUGUAUGGAAAGAGGCAGCAUAUAGUUGCACGAAUGCGGAUAGUUUUCCUCGUCAAGUACCUGAUACAUGUACGUUUGAUUCCUGGACUUGGUUUGGAGGUUUUCGCCGUCUGCAGUAUGUCCCAGGUUCAACUGACGGCAUCUUUUGUAAAAGAUUAUCUUAUGCCGGUGGAAACGACAACCCGUCUUAUAGGGAAGUCAGUUGUGACAUUUCAUUAAAGUUUUACUGCCGAUUUAUAGAGUCGGGAUAUAACGAGACAUGUGACGUCAACAUACAUUCUUCCUGUGAUACCAGAUUCAUCUGUUCUGACCGUGGUGGUUCUCCCAAGUGUCUGUGCCCUGAGGACAAGUACUUGGAUAAUACAUUCGGAAUUUGUCAGACAAUUAAGUCAUACGGUCAGGAGUGUGAUGUUAAUAUCACAGGCGUUUGUCUGGAAACAAUGGUGUGUCUACGUAUUGCCGAGACGUAUAUGUGUUGGUGUGACGAUCAGCAUUAUUUGAAUGGAGAGACACCGGUAUGUCUACCAGCUAUACCUUACGGCGGUGAGUGUACCGAAGAUGAGCAGUGCUUAAAAUCUCUGGGUAUGACGUGUACCUCUUCUGAUGACAAAAUGCAAUGUCUCUGUGUCACGGGCUCCUACUGGAAUAGGUCUAGUUCGUGUAUCAUACAACACGACUUCAACAAGACUUGUCCAUCCGAUAUCGGAAACAGCUGCAAAAAUAAUCUUAUUUGUAGACAGGAUGACGCGGUGUGUGGCUGCCCAGAAAACGAGUAUUGGGAUCAAGUUAAAUACGAUUGUUUAGAGAAGUACAGGUAUAAUGCCACCUGCUCGCCUGGACCUGACGACUUGUGUAUGGGUGACCUUAAAUGCCAAGCGGUCAAAGAGGGACACCGUUGUCUAUGUGAACUGGACGCUUUAUAUUUAGGAAGCACGUGUCAACAUGGGCAUUUUUCUGCCAAGAUCUUUAAUAUGUCUGUGACGUUUGAGGAAGCUAAUACAACCUGCUCCAACACAUCUGCCUACCUUGCAGACGAUAACAACUUUGAAAAAUUAUUCAAGGACUGUAACAACACGAUGUUGUUUCAAGCAGGGAGGAAACAGCCCGAAGUUCCUGGAGAUGGGUGUGAAACAGUAAGGAUGAUGGAUGGUGUUGUACAGCGUAAUGGACUUUCAGUCUGUUCUACCAUGCUACCUUUCGUCUGCAUUAGUAAAGAGUCUACGACUGCCGACAACCCAUGCCGAAUCGUCAACAACCAAAAUAUGCCUGGUGCUAAAGAACCAGAGGAGGACGAUGGCGGUAUCUCAUUUUGGUGGAUCAUACUAGCGGCUGUGCUUUUGGUCAUCCUCGUGGCCAUCGUCAUAUGUAUCGUAAGGAAACGAAGGACGCCCAACAAAAUACCAGAGGAAGGCAACGCUACAUUCAACAAUAAAACGUAUUACGAUUCUGUGAGAUCUCACCACGAACACCCCAGUCACGCGGGCAACAGUCAGGCACGGAAAGAUGGUGAGUAUGGAGUUCUUGGUCAGAAGCCGAGUCCGUCACCAGAUGACGAUAUGUACGCCCAUACUCGCCAACAUCAGCAGGAAGGCGAGUACGAUAUAUUUGCGAAGCCGGUCAAUGACGCAGCUGGGAUAUACGAUCAUACUCAUAACAUUAGACAAUUAGAGGGUGGUGAGUACGGGGAACUUGGAAGGCGUGCACAGGAGGUUGGAGAGGACGACAUGUACUCACAUACCAAACACUCUAAAACUGAAGGCGAGUACGACCAGCUUUAG